AGCAUCUGGAAACACCACCAGAGCCUCCUCUCGCCUUCUUCCGCUCGCUCGCUUCUGACAACCCAAACACGGACCACACACCCAAACCACAACACCAACACCCAAAAUACCGCCGCUAACAACCCAAACAACGCCUACGCAAACGAUACCGUACACUUUUACCUUCACGACGAACGCGAGGCGACACGCGAAACGAUGGAGCUAAAUCCCGAUGGUCUGAUGGCGUACAAAGUCACCGAGUUACGCGCCGAACUUAGAAAGAGAGGAUUGCCGUCGACGGGAUUGAAGCAGGUGCUGGUCGAUCGCUUGAGGGACUUUUUGCUGCAAGAACAGGAGCAGGACGCGCCGGCAGAUGAGGAUGAGGAGGAAGUGCAGCCGCGACCGGAGGAGCAGGCGCCUACGGAAAUUGCGCCCUUCCUUGAUGUACCGACGGUGAUUGCGGACGCGUCGGUAGCUGAAGAAAAGGUUGAGGACGCGCCGGCAAGUGCGCCGCAGCCUCCGACAUCUUUACCGGAAGUGCAAAAAGAGGAGUCUGUACCUGCGCUAGAGGCCGAAGUACAGAAAGAGGACACUGAGACUUUACCAGCUACUGACGACGUGCCACCGGCAGAAGAUGUCUUGGUUACGGAAGAGGAGGAGGAGGACGCGUCGGAACCGGAAGCUAUGGAAGUCAGCCAUGACGAACCUCAGCAGCCGAUUGAAGAGAAGACCGCCGAAGAGAUGCCUUCCGAACCCGUCGCUGCGACCUCGCCGCUGCCCCCGGCGCCCGAGGCUGCUCCUGAUGUCGAGAUGGAAGCUCCUGACGUCGAGAUGGAACACGCGCCGGCUCCAGAGCCCGAAUCCGUGGAGCCAGUAUCGGAGUCAGCACCGGAGGUCGUGGCAGAACAAACUGCUCCUGAGACUGCGCCUGAGACCACACCCGAGACCGCGCUGGAAGUUGUACCUGAACACGCCCCAGAGCCUGUCGCAACGGAGCCUGUUUCGGAGCCUAUGCCGGAGCCUGUCGCAACAGAGCCUGUUUCAAAGCCUAUAUCGGAGCCUGUCGCAACAGAGCCUAUUGCGGAUCCUACGUUGGAGCCUGUGCCGGAGCCCAUGUCAGAGGGACCUGUUGCAGAUUCUGCGAGGGUAGAAAUUAGCACGGCGGAGCCAAUGGAGAUUACACCCGCCGAAACGGCUACCGAGGGUACGUCGGUUUCUCAGCCGGCGCCCGGCACCCUCGUGUCAGACGAUGUCCCACCCGAGACAGUUUCGGUCGAAGGAAUGGAUGUGGACCCUGCCGACUCGCUCAAGCGCAAGCGUCGCUCCGAUACCCCGCCACCGUCUCACCUCGCGUCCGUCGAGCCCUCCGCCGAAGACGAUAUUACUCCUCCAUCGCCCAAGAAGCAGCGUGCGGAAUCGCCGCCGCGCCGUGGCCGAGACGCGCGGUUCAAGGGUCUCUUCAACGACUCUGCGCUGGCUACGGAUCAAGAGCUUGAAGACAACGAUCAGGACGAGGCGCCAGUCGAGCCCUCGAUUCACCCUGUCACCCGUGCACUCUACAUCCGCAACUUCGUGCGACCACUGCAGGAACCUAAUCUACGCAAUCACAUAUUGACUCUCGCGUCACGUAGCGAUGAGGAACCUGCCUCGUCAUUGAUCGAAUCGUUCUAUCUCGACCCGAUCAGGAGCCAUGCGCUGAUCGUGUUCGACACCCCGGGUUCUGCCAACAGGGUCCGCGGCGGUAUCCACAAUAAGGUGUUUCCGCCCGAGAAGACCAGGAAGCCGUUGUGGGCGGACUUCGUACCCGAGGAACACGUAGCCGAAUGGGUUCAGCGCGAGAAGGCCCGGGGCAUGGGAGCUCGUUGGGAGAUUAGCUACGAGACUGUCAACGGAGAGGUCACGGCAGAGCUGGUGGAGGGUGGAAUGGGCAAUGCGGGUGGCAGACUGGCAGGUCGCAUUGGCAACGUCAGUGCUGGCGCCGCCAACGCUGCGGCAAGAAAACGAAGCAUCGACAUCUCGAAUGCGCCCUCUGGCCCCAGGAGGACAAGUGAAUCUGCCCCAGGUGCCUACAUACCCCCGCCGAUGCAGAGCGGAUCCACUGGACCAAGGGAGAAACGGCCCAAGGUGAUGAAUUUCGACCAGCUCUUCCUGAGCACGCGUGCGAAGCCGAAGUUGUACUAUCUCCCGGUCGAUAAGGAAGUUGCCAGGGAGAGGCUGAGGAAGCAGGGGAGGGAUUCGAGGGGGAGGUACUAGCUUAACCACUUUUUCUAUCACUUGCUAUAGGGUUUUCUCCGUUUGUUUUGUUCUGAGAAUCGUCUCAGGCCGAGGUCGUAGUAAGUACGAUGGUAAUGUACAUAAUUAGACGUGUUACAUGGGCUGUACGGAAAACUUUUCUACCUUUUUCUGCGAAUCAUUUUUUUCUUUCAUUCCACUUUCUUUACCGUAGGAGUUACUAUCAGUAUCAAUUACCUGCC
Molecule: messenger RNA, 2453 nt
Organism: Tricharina praecox
Lineage: Eukaryota; Fungi; Ascomycota; Pezizomycetes; Pezizales; Pyronemataceae
Exons: 2
Coding region: 196-2232 (678 amino acids)
Source: RefSeq, a predicted model, not a curated record